AUGAUAUCCCACCCUCUCCCUCCCUCUCCCACUCCUCACUUCACUCCCCAUUCCCCCUAUGCGUCCCCCUCCCCCUCCCCUUCCACCCCACCUUCCCUCCCUUUCUCCUCCCCACCUCCCUUCCCCUCCCCUCCACGUGCCCCUCCGCAUCCCCCUCCUCAACCCCCUCCACUUCCCCCUCUCCAUCCCGCUCCCCAUUUCCCUCCCCCUCCCUUCCACAUCCCCCUCCCC
Molecule: messenger RNA, 231 nt
Organism: Closterium sp. Naga37s-1
Lineage: Eukaryota; Viridiplantae; Streptophyta; Zygnematophyceae; Desmidiales; Closteriaceae
Source: the annotation of a GenBank genome assembly